AUGGUUGGGUAUUUUGUGAUUGCCUCUGCAGGCAAUUUCUACCAAGAUUUUGAUAUAACAUGGGGAGAUGGUCGCGCCAAGAUACUAAACAAUGGCGACCUUCUCACUCUGUCUCUUGACAAAGCCUCUGGCUCGGGGUUCCAGUCCAAGAAUGAAUACCUCUUUGGCAAAAUUGACAUGCAACUCAAACUAGUCCCUGGCAACUCUGCUGGCACCGUCACUGCCUACUAUCUAUCUUCAAAAGGAGCAACGUGGGAUGAGAUUGAUUUUGAAUUCUUGGGGAAUUUGAGCGGUGACCCAUACAUCCUCCACACCAACGUGUUUAGCCAAGGCAAGGGAAAUAGGGAGCAACAGUUUUACCUCUGGUUUGACCCAACUGCAGAUUUUCACACCUAUUCCAUCCUCUGGAACCCUCAACGCAUUGUCUUCUCGGUUGAUGGAACUCCAAUUAGAGAAUUCAAGAACAUGGAGUCAAAGGGUGUUCCAUUCCCAAAAAACCAAGCAAUGAGGAUACACUCAAGCCUUUGGAAUGCAGAUGAUUGGGCCACGAGGGGAGGGCUUGUUAAGACCGAUUGGAGCCAAGCUCCUUUCACUGCUUCGUACAGAAACUUCAAUGCCAAUGCUUGCACCAUGUCCUCUGGAACUUCUUCUUGCGGCUCAAACUCUGCCUCUUCCGGCAAUGCUUGGCUCUCGGAAGAAUUGGACUCCACUAGCCAGGAGAGGCUCAAUUGGGUACAGAAGAAUUACAUGAUCUACAAUUAUUGCACUGACGCCAAAAGAUUUCCACAGGGCCUUCCUACAGAAUGCAACACGGCCUAA
Molecule: messenger RNA, 819 nt
Organism: Sphenostylis stenocarpa
Lineage: Eukaryota; Viridiplantae; Streptophyta; Magnoliopsida; Fabales; Fabaceae
Source: the annotation of a GenBank genome assembly